AUGGGCGACAUGGCCAACAGUUCCAUUGAGUUCCACCCCAAGCCCCAGCAGCAGCGGGAGGCUCCCCACGUGGGAGGCUUUGGGUGCACAUUGGCUGAGCUGCGCAGCCUCAUGGAGUUACGAGGGGCCGAGGCUCUGCAGAAGAUCCAGGAGGCCUACGGGGAUGUCAGUGGGCUCUGCAGGAGGCUGAAGACAUCACCCACAGAGGGCCUGGCAGACAACACCAAUGACUUGGAGAAGCGCAGGCAGAUCUACGGGCAGAACUUUAUCCCUCCCAAGCAGCCCAAGACCUUCCUUCAGUUGGUGUGGGAAGCCCUGCAGGACGUGACACUCAUCAUCCUGGAGGUGGCUGCCAUCGUCUCCCUGGGCCUCUCAUUCUAUGCCCCACCUGGGGAGGAGAGUGCAGCCUGCGGGAAUGUGUCAGGUGGGGCAGAAGAUGAGGGGGAGGCUGAGGCUGGCUGGAUCGAAGGUGCUGCCAUCCUGCUGUCCGUUAUCUGCGUGGUGCUCGUCACAGCCUUCAAUGACUGGAGCAAGGAGAAGCAGUUCCGAGGCCUGCAGAGCCGGAUUGAGCAGGAGCAGAAGUUCACAGUCAUCCGGAAUGGGCAGCUCCUCCAGGUUCCUGUGGCCGCACUGGUGGUGGGGGACAUCGCCCAGGUUAAGUACGGAGACCUACUUCCUGCUGAUGGUGUCCUCAUCCAAGGCAACGACCUCAAGCUUGACGAGAGCUCCCUGACAGGGGAGUCAGACCAUGUGCGCAAGUCAGCUGACAAAGACCCCAUGCUGCUCUCAGGCACUCAUGUUAUGGAGGGUUCUGGAAGGAUGGUGGUGACAGCCGUUGGUGUGAAUUCCCAGACAGGAAUCAUCUUUACCUUGCUUGGAGCUGGUGGAGAAGAGGAGGAGAAGAAGGAUAAGAAAGGCAAGCAGCAAGAUGGGGCGAUGGACGGUAGCCAGACCAAAGCUAAGAAGCAGGAUGGGGCAGUUGCCAUGGAAAUGCAGCCCCUGAAGAGUGCAGAGGGUGGGGAGAUGGAGGAGCGAGAGAAGAAGAAAGCCAAUGUGCCCAAGAAGGAGAAGUCAGUCCUUCAAGGGAAGCUUACGAAACUGGCCGUGCAGAUCGGAAAAGCAGGGCUAGUGAUGUCCGCUAUCACCGUCAUCAUCCUGGUCCUCUACUUUGUGAUUGAGACCUUCGUGGUGGACAGCCGGGCAUGGCUGGCAGAGUGCACCCCUGUCUACGUGCAGUACUUCGUAAAGUUCUUCAUCAUCGGUGUCACUGUGCUGGUUGUGGCGGUCCCAGAAGGCCUGCCUCUGGCUGUCACCAUCUCCUUAGCUUACUCUGUCAAGAAAAUGAUGAAGGACAACAACUUGGUUCGCCACCUGGAUGCCUGUGAGACCAUGGGCAAUGCCACAGCCAUCUGCUCUGACAAGACAGGCACACUCACCACCAACCGUAUGACCGUGGUACAGUCCUACCUAGGGGACACCCACUACAAAGAGGUCCCGGCCCCCAGUGCCCUGACUCCCAAGAUCCUCGACCUCCUGGUCCAUGCCAUCUCUGUCAACAGUGCCUACACCACCAAGAUACUACCUCCAGAGAAGGAAGGCGCUCUCCCACGCCAAGUGGGCAAUAAGACAGAGUGUGCUCUGCUGGGCUUCGUCCUGGACCUGAAACGGGACUUCCAGCCUGUACGGGAGCAGAUUCCAGAAGACAAGCUCUACAAAGUGUACACCUUCAACUCAGUCCGCAAGUCCAUGAGCACGGCCAUCCGCAUGCCUGAUGGCAGCUUCCGCCUCUUCAGCAAGGGGGCCUCAGAGAUCCUACUGAAAAAGUGCACCAACAUUUUAAACAGCAACGGGGAGCUGCGAGGCUUCCGUCCUCGGGACCGAGACGACAUGGUGAAGAAGAUCAUCGAGCCAAUGGCCUGUGAUGGCCUCCGCACCAUCUGCAUUGCCUAUCGGGACUUCUCUGCAGACCAGGAGCCUGACUGGGACAACGAAAAUGAGGUUGUGGGUGACCUCACUUGCAUAGCUGUCGUGGGCAUCGAGGACCCUGUGCGACCUGAGGUCCCAGAAGCUAUCCGCAAAUGCCAGCGUGCCGGCAUCACAGUCCGCAUGGUAACUGGGGACAACAUCAACACAGCAAGGGCCAUUGCAGCCAAGUGCGGCAUCAUCCACCCCGGGGAGGACUUCCUGUGCCUGGAGGGGAAGGAGUUCAACCGGCGCAUCCGCAACGAGAAAGGCGAGAUAGAGCAGGAGCGGCUGGACAAGGUGUGGCCCAAGCUGAGGGUGCUUGCUCGCUCGUCACCUACUGACAAGCACACUCUGGUCAAAGGAAUUAUAGACAGCACCACUGGUGAGCAGCGGCAAGUAGUGGCCGUGACUGGGGAUGGCACCAAUGAUGGGCCUGCCCUCAAGAAGGCCGACGUGGGCUUUGCCAUGGGCAUCGCAGGAACUGAUGUAGCCAAGGAGGCCUCUGACAUCAUCCUGACAGAUGACAACUUCACGAGCAUUGUCAAGGCAGUGAUGUGGGGUCGAAACGUCUAUGACAGUAUCUCUAAGUUCCUGCAGUUCCAGCUGACAGUCAACGUGGUGGCCGUGAUUGUGGCCUUCACAGGCGCCUGCAUUACUCAGGACUCUCCUCUCAAAGCUGUGCAGAUGUUGUGGGUGAACUUGAUCAUGGACACAUUUGCCUCUCUGGCCCUGGCGACAGAGCCACCCACUGAGUCGCUGCUGCUGCGGAAGCCCUAUGGCCGGGACAAGCCCCUCAUCUCGCGCACUAUGAUGAAGAACAUCCUAGGCCACGCUGUCUACCAGCUUGCCAUCAUCUUUACCCUGCUCUUCGUCGGGGAGCUCUUCUUCGACAUUGACAGUGGGAGGGAUGCGCCCCUGCACUCGCCACCCUCGGAGCACUACACCAUCAUCUUCAACACCUUCGUGAUGAUGCAGCUCUUCAACGAGAUCAAUGCCCGCAAGAUCCACGGAGAGAGGAACGUGUUUGACGGCAUCUUCAGCAACCCCAUCUUCUGCACCAUUGUCCUGGGCACCUUCGGGAUUCAGAUUGUCAUCGUCCAGUUCGGCGGGAAACCCUUCAGCUGCUCCCCACUGUCCACAGAACAGUGGCUCUGGUGCCUGUUUGUUGGUGUUGGGGAGCUGGUCUGGGGACAGGUCAUCGCCACCAUCCCCACCAGUCAGCUCAAGUGCCUGAAGGAGGCAGGCCAUGGGCCUGGGAAGGACGAGAUGACUGACGAGGAGCUGGCCGAGGGGGAAGAAGAGAUUGACCACGCUGAGCGUGAGCUCCGCAGGGGCCAGAUCCUCUGGUUCCGGGGCCUCAACCGGAUUCAGACCCAGAUGGAGGUAGUGAGUACCUUCAAGAGAAGCGGUUCAUUUCAGGGUGCUGUGCGCCGGCGGUCUUCAGUCCUCAGCCAGCUCCAUGACAUCCGGGUGGUGAAAGCGUUCCGUAGCUCACUCUAUGAAGGCCUGGAGAAACCGGAAUCCAAGCCCUCCAUCCAUAACUUCAUGGCAACGCCCGAGUUUCUGAUCAACGACUACACCCACAACAUCCCACUCAUCGACGACACCGAUGUGGACGAAAAUGAGGAGCGCCUGCGAGCCCCCCUGCCCCCGUCCCCCAAUCAGAACAACAAUGCCAUUGACAGCGGCAUCUACCUGACCACGCAUGUCACCAAGUCAGCUACCUCUUCAGCGUUUUCUUCCAGUCCCGGGAGCCCACUCCACAGCAUGGAGACAUCCCUCUAACCAGAACCUAUCUCAGCACGCGCACACACGCACUCGGGCUCACACUCAGUCACACGCACACGCGCGCACAAAGGGGACCGAGCACAGUGGCUGAAGGCUUCUCUUGCAGGGCACUUGCAAGAAGCCAGAUCCACGCCAUGGGUCACUGCCUGCUGCGGGCUCCUCCAGGCCCAGGGCAGGGGCAGGGGAAGAAGAGGAGAGGGCGAGAGGUUCUUCACCCACAGGGGUAAAAGGGGCAAGCAGACAUGAGAAGAGCGGUGCCCCUACCCUUUUCUAUUGUGUCUUUUUUAAUGAACACCAUGUUUGCUGCUGUGGGGGGACGAGGACCUGACUCCAGUUUAGUGGAAGCUAUGUCACACCCCUGUUCGGAGCAGCCAGAUCAACAUAUUCAGACAGAAAAAGCCUAGCACUCUGCAGGGUCAUUCAGGAUGCUACUGCCCAGACGAAUCGCCUAAAGGAGUGGCCUGCGAAUGUGCUUGGGACCCAGAGCAAGCCAGACACGUGCUGUGCGCGUGCGUGUGUGCAUAUGUGCGUGUGUGCAUAUGCAUAUAUGUGUGACAAGAUACAUAC
Molecule: messenger RNA, 4320 nt
Organism: Otolemur garnettii (small-eared galago)
Lineage: Eukaryota; Metazoa; Chordata; Mammalia; Primates; Galagidae
Gene: ATP2B3
Product: ATPase plasma membrane Ca2+ transporting 3
Exons: 21
Coding region: 1-3750 (1249 amino acids)
Biological process (GO): calcium ion transmembrane transport; regulation of cytosolic calcium ion concentration
Cellular component (GO): membrane; intracellular membrane-bounded organelle
Molecular function (GO): P-type calcium transporter activity; PDZ domain binding; ATP binding
Source: RefSeq, a predicted model, not a curated record